UCCUCAUUGACUCCAUUUUUGAAAAAACUCCUGAUUUUCUUUUCUUUUACCCGAAUCUCAUACUCUCUCCCAUCCUUUGGAUUCCCUCUUCCACUAAUCCUCGCCUCCUUAAUCGGACCUUCGAAAUCUCCUUUUCGGGAAGGUCUCUUUAAUUCAAUUCAAACUCCCAAUCGAUUUCAACUUUCUUGGAAUCUCCGUCUUCUUUCUUCAUCGGAGACACCUUUGUCGUGUUCAUAUCAAACAGUUCUCACUGUGUUUCCUAGUUUUCCAUCGUGAGACGAACUCGUAGGCUUUUUUUUUUUUUUUGUUGGGAGAUGUUGGGAGCUGGAUGUCAGUUGACGAGAGGACGACACGGAGAAGACCAUUUUUACAGCUCGGUGAAAGGCUCUCGUAAGCCUAAUCACCGCAACGACCAGCUACUACGGAGAGCUCAAAGCGACGUCGUAUCUAAUGGCCGAUCAGCUAACCCCAAGCAACACCGAGGAUCCGAGAACGAGUCUCCUUCUGGGCCGAGUAAUCUGGAACGGUUCUUAAAGUCCGUCACACCUUCUGUGCCGGCCCAAUACUUAUCUAAGACGUCGUUACGUGAAAGAAAAGCUGAUGGUGACGAUAAUGUUCCGUACUUUGUGCUUGGAGAUAUUUGGGAGUCGUUUGCGGAGUGGAGUGCUUACGGGGCAGGAGUGCAUCUUCUUUUGAAUAACAAGGAUCGUGUUAUUCAGUACUAUGUGCCUUCCUUGUCAGGGAUUCAAAUAUACGCUGAUAUUCAUGCCUUGAGUUCAGCGCUUAAAGCAAGGCGGCCAGGUGAUGGUAGCGAUGAUUCAAGUAGCGAUGUUAGCACGGAUAGUGAUUCGGAACGGGUUACUGCUAGGAUGGACCAUCUUGAAGACUCAUCUAGUGAUGAUGGUGAACGUUUAGGUUCUCAAGGUCGUUUGAUGUUUGAGUAUCUUGAAAGAGACCUUCCUUACAUCCGUGAACCUUUGGCUGAUAAGGUCUCUGACCUGGCUGCACGGUUUCCUGAGCUGAAGACGUUAAGAAGCUGUGACUUGCUUCCUUCAAGCUGGUUUUCUGUGGCGUGGUAUCCAAUUUACAAAAUACCUACAGGACCUACAGUUAAAGACCUGGAUGCUUGCUUCUUGACUUAUCACUCUCUUCACACACCGUUUGCAGGUCCAAGCAGUGCACAACCAAUGAGCCUUAUGCAGCCCAUAGAGACUGAGAAUAUGUCAUUACCUGUAUGUGGGCUCGCUUCAUACAAGUUCAGAGGUUUUGUAUGGACUCAAAAUGGAGGCUCUGAGCACCAGCUAGUAAACUCUCUCUUCCAAGCUGCUGACAAUUUGUUGCGUUCAUGUCAUGUUAGCCACCCUGAUUUCCUCUUCUUUUGCCGCCGCUGAUAUGAUAACUUUUAGUACAAUUUAAAGAAAAAGGAAGUUUCUCUAUAAGGAACAGCCAAAAUGAAAUUUGUGAAAACAUUUUUAGUGGUUCACAAAGAGUUUGAAUAUUAAACUCAAACUGCUGUUGAUGGUUUACGACGUACUCACUUCGUUUCGAAUUACUGGUGUUCUAGACAAUUUUAAUAGACAAUUUUACGUAGAUUAAGAAAAGUAAUUAUUUGUCUAUUAUACCUUUAUCAAUCAAAUUUAUUUACAAGUUUAAUUGUAUGUUUUAGUAUUUUAAAUUAGUAGUAAAAAAUAAUUC
Molecule: messenger RNA, 1695 nt
Organism: Eruca vesicaria subsp. sativa (arugula)
Lineage: Eukaryota; Viridiplantae; Streptophyta; Magnoliopsida; Brassicales; Brassicaceae
Source: the annotation of a GenBank genome assembly